Molecule: messenger RNA, 624 nt
Organism: Rhododendron vialii
Lineage: Eukaryota; Viridiplantae; Streptophyta; Magnoliopsida; Ericales; Ericaceae
Exons: 4
Coding region: 1-624 (207 amino acids)
Source: RefSeq, a predicted model, not a curated record
AUGGCAAACAAUAGGUCCAAAAGAAAUAUGAUUGGUGCUAUCAAGGCUCAGGAUUCUAUUAUUGAAGACCCUUCUCUUAUCAAAGAAGCUGUUGUCAACCAUUUUUCUUCCAUCUUCAGAGAAGGACCUCAAGCUGAAUCCUCAAUGGGAGGAUUUGAAGCUAAGGAAAUUAUUGCAGCUAUCAAGGAUUGCCACAGUUCUAAAGCCCCAGGCCUGGAUGGUUUCAACUUCAACUUCAUUAAGAAAGGUUGGAAUUUUAUGAAGGAUGAUCUGAUUCAUUUUUUCAAUGACUUCCAUUCUAAUUCAAAGCUGGUGAAAGUUCUUCCCAAUCUCAUUGGUGAAACUCAAUCUGCUUUUAUUGGAGGGAAGCAGAUUUUGGAUGGUGUUCUCAUGACAAAUGAAAUCAUUCAUCAUUGGAAAAAACAACAAAGUGGAGGGCCCAUCCUAGAACUGAAUUUUGAAAAGGCUUCUGACUGUGUUAACUGGAAAUUCUUAAUUGACAUGUUGAAGAAUCUUGGUUGUGCACUCAACAUUCUUUUGGAAAGAGCAAGAGCUUGUAGGAUGAUCAGGGGUGUUAAAGUAGGAAGGAAUGGCUUGACUGUCAUAACCCGAAAAUUCGCAUGA